CAACGGAGGAUAAGGCAAUUUGAUGUUCAGGUUAUGUGGGUUGGACAAAGCUACUGCCAUUUCGGCAAGGUCUCUUGUUGUGCUGACAAGCAUUUCCUCAGUCAUCAUACUGCAGGAACGGGAACCCUUGUAUUCUGAACGCCUUGUGAAUACCCGCACAAGGAUCGAUACAAGGUCCAGUUAGCUAGCAGGCGUUUGCCAACACACUUCUAGAGGUGGCUAGAAUCCACCGAUGCUUCAUUGAAGUGCGCACUCAACUGUACACAUCGAGAAGUAGAUUCUGCGGUUGCACCUGCACGCAACACAAGCACGCGCCUCUUGCGCAGGGGCCGUGUCUCGUGAUUAGCUGACGGACCACUAGAUGCCCCUCAUUCCCACCCCAAUCCUUGCAGCACUUGGAGGCUACUUCUUCACAUAUUACAACACAAGGAUCACGGAGGAGCGCAAAGCACAGAUUGAGCGUGUCAAUGAGCAGGUGCGCUCGCUCUAUGGACCCCUGUUGGCGUGCGUGACAGCCUCAAAGUCAGCUUUCGAGGCGAUGGUGCACCAGCACAGCCCAGAGGCCGGCGACAGAAAUUUUGUGGAGCUCGUCAGGGAGAAUCCCGAGGGGAGAGAGGGCCAGAUUUACAGGCAGUGGAUGAAGGAGGUGCUUCAGCCGCUGAAUGAGAAGGCGGCUGACAUCAUCGUGCGCCAUGCGGACCUGCUGCAGAGCGCACGGAUGGAACCUCUACUGCUUCAACUUGUCGCGCAUGUGUCAGCCUACCGAGUCAUCCUCAAAAGGUGGGAGGCUGGGGACCUGAACGAGUGGAGCGCUAUCACUUACCCGGACAAGCUGCAUGAAUAUGUCACUGAAGAGUUCAGGCGGAUCAAAAAGCGCCAGGCAGAUCUUCUGGGCAUCAAGGAAGGAAUCAGAUCAAAGCUCUGAUCUGCUUGCAGUUCAUGUGUUGGUUUAAAUGGAUGUGAUCAAUUAGAUCUCCUGGGUAGAGGAUCGUUGCAUUGUUGCUGCAUGUUGUGCACUCGUGAGGCAGUCCUCCCUCUUAUUUCCCUGGAAACCACAUUCCUUUGGUGUGUGCAUGUCUGUCUUGCUAAGGAAGCGCACCAUAUGCUAUGGUCUCAAACAUGACAAUACAAUUGUAUGAGUGUGUGUGUAUUGAAGGCUUGCAGCACUGAAAGUUCAGACUGCCAUAGCGGUUUUACUGAGCUUCAGCAGUGAAUUGAAUGACCAUGUACAGUAGCGUGGAACAUCAAUGACUAAUCUCAUGACAGGUUGUGCUGUAUGAUUUUGAGGACAGGUUGGGUAAGAUGGGAUUGCCUAUC
Coccomyxa subellipsoidea C-169 is the source of this 1317-nucleotide messenger RNA. RefSeq lists its product as hypothetical. NCBI's taxonomy places the organism in Eukaryota, Viridiplantae, Chlorophyta, Trebouxiophyceae, Coccomyxaceae. The coding region runs from base 362 to 925 and encodes 187 amino acids. The record is from RefSeq and is a predicted model, not a curated record. The transcript has 5 exons.